This is a messenger RNA of Triplophysa rosa, 2326 nucleotides long. It is a transcript of the gene mppe1, whose product is annotated as metallophosphoesterase 1. Gene Ontology annotation, cellular component: endoplasmic reticulum-Golgi intermediate compartment. The transcript is spliced from 8 exons. The record is from RefSeq and is a predicted model, not a curated record. Gene Ontology annotation, molecular function: phosphoric diester hydrolase activity. The coding region runs from base 238 to 1221 and encodes 327 amino acids. Lineage: Eukaryota; Metazoa; Chordata; Actinopteri; Cypriniformes; Nemacheilidae. Gene Ontology annotation, biological process: GPI anchor biosynthetic process; endoplasmic reticulum to Golgi vesicle-mediated transport.
GCUCCUAUAAAAACAUGCUACAGUAGAUUUACAGAGCACAUGUUCUAACGCGAUCAGCGGUGUUACUGAUGGCAUUUCCACCAAGAAUUUUCAACAUGAAUUACAUGGCACGACUUUAGAAGCGUUAAUGUAAAAUGUUGUUUUAGUACGAAUGAAGACAAAGCUGAGGAUGUUGUGGGAACGCGGGAAGCGAUUGCUCUUGCUUCAGUGGAUUUAAGCGUGUUGUUUUGUCAUGUGAUGAUGGCCAGGGGAAGAUUGGCUGUGUCGUUUAUUCUGGCGCUAGUUUGUUUCUUUAUAUUUUCCGAGUACGGGAUUUAUUACGCUGUUAUUUUGCGAUGCUCCUGGCCUGAUUCAGACUCCCAUUCAGCUGUGCGAGCGUUAUUUCUCUCUGAUACUCACCUAUUGGGGACCAUAAAAGGACACUGGUUCGACAAACUCAGAAGAGAGUGGCAGAUGGAAAGAGCAUUCCAGACUUCUCUGUGGCUUUUCAAACCAGAAGUUGUUUUUAUUUUAGGAGAUGUGUUUGAUGAGGGCAAGUGGAGCUCCCCUGAGGACUGGGAAGAUGACAUCAGGCGUUUUAAACGUAUCUUCCGCCAUCCCAGUGACACAGAGCUUGUUGUCCUUAUUGGAAAUCAUGACAUUGGCUUUCAUUAUGAAAUGACUCUGCAGAAGUUGGAGCGGUUUGAGCAGGUGUUUAAUGUUACAUCAGCACGCAUUCUCACCAUUAGAGAAGUCAAUUUCUUACUAGUGAACAGUGUUGCGUUGCAUGGUGAUCACUGCCCCAUCUGUCAGCGUGUAGAAAACGAAUUAUACAAACUCUCACAUGGUCUUAAUUGCUCCAUUCAGGGUACAGAACAUGAUGACCACUGCAAAAACACAGAUACUUUUGCCCCAACAGCUCCAAUUCUACUACAGCAUUACCCUCUCUAUAGAGUGAGUGAUGCCAUGUGCACAGGUGUGGAUGCAGCCCCACUGAAUGAAAGAUACCAGCAGUUUCAUGAGCGAUAUGAUGUCAUUUCUCAGGUUGCCUCCAAAAAGCUUCUGUGGUGGUUCAGACCUCGACUCAUUCUAAGUGGCCACACCCACAGUGGUUGUGAGGUUGUGCAUGAGAACCGCUACCCUGAGGUCAGUGUACCAUCCUUUAACUGGAGGAACCGCAACAACCCCAGCUUCAUUCUGGUAAACUUACUUUUUGAAAAUAAUUCAAACCUUACAGUUUAGUAUGAUGUUUCAUGCUCAUAACAAUUGACUUAAAACGUAUGCCGAUUGUUAAUAAGUUCAUAAUCAAUCGCAAACAAAUAAAGAGACCACUCCAGUUGUGUCAAAUGUCUGCAUGAGUUUUGACAAUUCCGGUCCACUGUGUAUUGAAUUUCAACAAAAACAAACCUCAGGAAUGACAUAAUGUCAUCCAACAGCAAUGUAAAAGACAGAGAAAAUGCAAAGACGCAUGAUGAAGUUGUUAAAAAAUCUGACUUAAAGCACAUGUGAAAACAUGUUUUUUGUGUUGUUUUCUUUCCAGCAUUCAAGAUUUGCAAACACUGUAGCGUUUUUGUUAUUUUGACCAGUUUGUCUCCUUUCAGUUUUAUGCAAUGUUUUCAUAAAUAAUAUUUUCAUUUUGAAUUUGGGAGAAUUUUUGUGACUAGUUCACAGAAUGAAACAAAAAAGGUCAUUUUUAAACACUUACAGUACCAAUAAAGUAAAGACCCGAUUUAUGUCAAAUUUGUACUUUAGUAACCAUAUUGUUCAGUUCACUGGAGUAAUUCUGAAAUUACCCUUGCAUCUAGCUCCCCCCGGUCAUUUUGCACCCUAGGCUAGGCAUGCAGCGAUUUCCUUGGUUCACUAUUAACCGUGCUUAAAAACGUCACGGUUAAUUAAUCGUAAAGACUCUGUUACAUCGCAUGUUUCUGUUGCACGGAACGGAAACGUUGCAACUUGCACAAAAUGGAAACAAAGUUACACCAGCGGUGCACCAGCUUAAAGAGCCAUGCUUAUCAGAGACACGGAGGCCACGACACACACUAGAUUAACUAUGGCAGAGAGACCAAACAGCCAAUCUUAUAUGUACAUUCACAAUCAAGGCUGUGGCGGUGACAGUUGGGCUUUCAGUGCAAUGUAAACAAACAAAGAGCCAUAUAAGUUAAUGGAGUAGCACACCGGACAAGAAGCCUCACGUCGAGGACAGCUCACAGGAUGUGUACAUUCUCUAUGCGCAAACUCAAAUUCCAAGUCUAUUCCUGACGCAAGUUGAUCCAAUUUAACUUAUUUUAUGUUAUUUAGCGAAUGUUUAUGUUUAGGCUCAAAAGCUGCUGCCUCUGCACAAGCUCGA